Messenger RNA from Dunckerocampus dactyliophorus (ringed pipefish), 3392 nucleotides. RefSeq names its product zf-DHHC domain-containing protein. The coding region runs from base 124 to 1026 and encodes 300 amino acids. Lineage: Eukaryota; Metazoa; Chordata; Actinopteri; Syngnathiformes; Syngnathidae. The record is from RefSeq and is a predicted model, not a curated record. The transcript is spliced from 9 exons. Gene Ontology annotation, molecular function: palmitoyltransferase activity.
GAGAGGCAGACAUCAGGCUGAUUAGCGGCUGCACAACUCGACGCUUCGUCCUCUUCGGUGCGUUGUUUUACGCUCUGACGUCAUCCGAAUGCGGAAGAGGGAGGGGGCGGAGCCUUCUCGAAGAUGGCGUUGCUGCGCUGUCGGCGGGAUCCUUGCGGGGUCGUCUGCCUCGUUUUGACCUAUUUCAGCGUCUUCUACGCGGACUACGUGGUGGUCCAAUACGUGCUCAUCCCCGCGUACUCGGACAGUGUGUGGUGCACCCUGCAUGGAUCUGCAUUCAACGUCAUUCUGCUGCUACUGCUGGCCUGCCACUCCAAGGCCGUGUUCUCGGACCCUGGUGUGGUGCCCCUCCCUGAGACUGCGCUCGACUUUUCAGACCUCCGCUCACAGUCGUCGCGGAUGAGCGACCGGGGGUGCGAGGGCUGGACUGUGUGUAGCCGCUGUGAAACCUACAGACCCCCCCGGGCGCAUCACUGUCGUGUGUGCCAGAGAUGUAUACGCCGCAUGGACCAUCACUGCCCCUGGAUCAAUAAUUGCGUGGGAGAGCUAAACCAAAAGUAUUUCAUCCAGUUCCUCUUCUACACGGGUGUGGCCAGCCUGUACUCCAUGCUGCUGGUGGUGUCGGCCUGGGUGUGGCGCAUCAGGAGCGAGCAGGAGGGUGACGCCCAGAAGGAGGUGGAAGACACACCAAGCAAGCAUCUGAUUGUUGCGCAUUACAUCAUCCUGCUUGUGGAGUCUGUCCUCUUUGGAGUCUUCGUCUUGGUCAUCUUUUAUGAUCAGUUGGCCUCAAUCGUCAGCGACGAGACACCCAUUGAGCAGAUGAGGAACAGGCUGAUGAUGAAGGACAGAGGUUCCUCCUCUUUGCAGCCGCCUCACCACGCAACACACACGCGUAAGCCCAAGCUGGCAUUGCUGCGGGAGGUUUUCGGACGAGGUUCGGUCUUCUGCUGGCUCCUCCCGCUACACUCCAGCGCCCCUUCAGUUGGCGGUGUUGCCUACUCUGCCCUCCCCGACUACGACGUCUGACCUGUGAGCAGAGGCUCGUGAAUGUUCCGCCUAACGAGGAAGAGAGCAGAUGAAGAUGUGCCUCAUGGACUCGUGCACUUGGUUCCGCCUGUGUCCUGCAGCUUAGUUCCCAGGAUUCUUUCCUCAAGUUUACUUUCAGUGUUAACACUGGGGAAUAUUUUCCAUAUUUAAUGAGAAAGUUAUAAAAAAUUUGAUAGAAAAUGAGAAUAUGUAGCCCGGCAGGCAACUUAACUCUCUCAUGGAAUGUCAAGGACCUUCCUACAAAUGAUCCCAUGCUGCAUUUUGUCCGAAUGGACCUCAUUCCCCGGCUGUGCCUCAGUUCGCACACUUCCGUACUUGGGGAUUAACUCGAGUGAUAGCAAUUCACAAUUAAAAAGGAGAGAGUUGGUUAAAUACUGCAAUCACCAAAAUGUGCACACUCAGGAACUAAAGUCACAGUGUACACAGUAUACUUCAUAAAGUGUACUGACAAAAGUAUUCUGUUUGAGACACUAUCCCAGUCAUUCCAUGACCGUGCCUCUGGAAUACUUUAGUCAGUACACUUCAAUGUGUACUGUGUCCUUACUACAGUUCUUUUUGACAGCAGUGUCGUCCCAAACCAAUUAAUGUCUUUGCACACUUAUCAGAAAUGAUGAUCGCAAUAUUUACCCGCUGCUUCUGCUCUCCUUUUAAAUUAUGAAUCGCAACCACUCAACUUAGUCUCUCCCCUUCCGCUACGUAGCCAAGAUGGCGACUAUACACGGUGGUAAAUGCCCAGCACUUAUGCAUUUGAUAGACUACUACAAAAGUGCGCCAAUUGAGACACAGCCCUUGUUUGUGUUGGUUUUGACACUCCUCUCACAUCAUGGCAGUCUAACUGAAAGAUGAGGAAACACUGAAGGGAUUAGUUCUUUAUGUUGUCUUAUUUGUGUGUUUGUAUUUGAGCUCCAAGGAGGUUACUGGCUUGAAGUGUGUUGUACAUUUACACACAUGCAGUAUUGUACUACGCUGUGUCUCAGUGAGGGAAUACUUAUGUUUACAUGAACUGCAAACUAAAAAAAAAAUACACGUUUUUAUUUUUUAUAGAAAUAUCAAGUGUAUGCGGUGUCCAAAAGUGCACUGAGAUGAAUUUGUCUUCAAUUCAGCUGCUAAUUGUGGAUAAAAUCAUCAUGGACUGCGUCCACAUUUUAAUGACGACAGUCUUGUGUAGUCGAACAAGGUGAUUGUUUCCCCGGCAACAGCAGAGACUGAAGCUGAUUCAUUGGACAUUUUCUAUAUUCAUCAACCAAUAAAUCAAAUUGUCAUUCAGUUUACAUUCAGAAAAGGUUUUCUUUUGAAAUUUGUUUUCAUUUGAAAAAUGAUUUAAAAACUGACUUAAAUUAACCUUUGAUGCAGUUGUUGAGCUGCUCUACUUGAAAUGUUUUUUUAUUACUGUUACAUGGCUUUGUAACGAGGAAGUGUAAAAGUGUUUUAUUUAUUGUUGCAACAUUUAACUUAUUGUUACCAUUGCUGCUGCUGUUUUGCUCCAACUUCAAAUUUAAACUUUUCUCAAAUUUAAACUCUUUUCAACACAACUGGCUGUGUGUAGGUGUGGAUUUUUUCCCCCCCCUUAAGUAUACUUUUUACAUUAACAGGACAAUUAUUGUAUCUUACUGUACUGUUUCUAACAAUAUAAUCAAUCCCUAUUGAUUUAAGCAAAUACAUUACAAAAAAUAAAUAGACAAAGCGGAAUGAUUUCAAACUACAGCAUUAAACUACACUGACUUUCUGGACACAGGAAGUGGUCAUUACAGUAGACAUCAAACAUGCUGUCAUGUGUCAUGGUGACGCUUGUUUAGACGGUCGUGGCAAACAGGAAGAUCUGGAGGAGAGGCAUGACCCGGAGGGUUGAAAGGUCUGCAAGGACAGCCUGCAUUUGAACAAAUUACAUACAACAUACCACGUGUUACUAUGAGUAAUGUGAGGAUAUCCUUGUCACUAUUGUGUUUGGUAGUGUAAGCUGUGCUCCUGCUAAUCCUUGCUACUUUUAGCAAUAUUGUCAUCUCUCUGAAGUGGGGGUGUCUAAAGUGCAGCCCGGGGCCAUUUUCAGCCAGCAGCUCAUUUUUUUUUUUAAUUAGCUUUCAGGAAUCAGAAGAGCACGGUGGACCGGGUCUUGAUGACUUAGCCGACUUAAGCGGGUUGCGCUGUAUACGAUUUUCAAUGUUACAUUUCUGAACAUGCUUGUUUACUGUUGUUUUGAUUAAUUUAGAUUGAAUAAAUUACAUUUUUGCUUCGCUUAUUUUCCAUGGCCUAAUCCUCACAUUUACUCUCACCAGUUGCAUCUUGUCAAAAUAAUGCGUUUUUUAAAGCUUUUAUAAAGAGAUGUAUAAAUAAUUGAUUUGAAGUAA